Molecule: messenger RNA, 3893 nt
Organism: Rhinopithecus roxellana (golden snub-nosed monkey)
Lineage: Eukaryota; Metazoa; Chordata; Mammalia; Primates; Cercopithecidae
Gene: APOBEC3A
Product: apolipoprotein B mRNA editing enzyme catalytic subunit 3A
Exons: 7
Coding region: 3009-3572 (187 amino acids)
Biological process (GO): defense response to virus; cytidine to uridine editing; negative regulation of single stranded viral RNA replication via double stranded DNA intermediate
Cellular component (GO): nucleus; P-body; cytoplasm
Molecular function (GO): RNA binding; cytidine deaminase activity; zinc ion binding
Source: RefSeq, a predicted model, not a curated record
GGCAUAAACAAGGCACACAAUGCCAAACACUACGGCCCUCAGGCCUCCCUGCCACGGGGAUGCUGCCUUUUCUGCUCCGGAUGUUUCCACGAGGCGGGCAUGGAGUCUUCCCUGGAGAAGCGACAUACCGUGGAGAGACACCAGAAGACACCAUACGGUAAACACAGGAGCCUGCGAGAGAACCUCUGCCCAGCAUGAAUCAACGGCCAAGUGACACGAGUGACACUAUGAGCUUGGUGCCCUCUCCAUCCAGAGCCAGAGGCGGAAGCCAGGCCCUUCCUCCCAGCCCAGACUCCUACAUCCCCAACUUGAGCCAUGGCGCACAUGCUGGGCACUUACUGUGUGCACAGCAGAGGGAGCUGAGCUGCAUCCAGAAACAGACCUAGGAGCUCACGGAGCCAAGGCCUGGGUCUCCACCCCUGGAGGAGGGUGGUGCCGAGAGCAGGGCCCCCGGCUCUCACUGGCCCGGAGCUCACUGUGCAGGGGCAGCCCAGGCCCUCCGGGGAUGCCACUGGGGUGUCGGAGGCCAAGGAGCAGAAACAGCUGUGGGUGCUUCCCUCGGAGGACUGGGUGGGGCUGGGACCACAAGGACCUGCCCACCGCCUUCUCUAUGGGGCAUCUGGCUGUGUCUGGGAGUAUCUUGCGGAAGGGUCCUUUCUACCAUGUGGGAUUGGUAGUCCAGACUUGUCUGGGAGCCAAGGACACCAAGCAUGUCAAGUAGGUUCUUCUAGAAGGUUUUCCCUCCUGGAAUGUCUGUGUCUCUGCCCCUCUCCGGCUGCCUGCAUCAGGAAGGGAGGGAGCAGAUGGGCUGGUGAAGUGAGUGAUGUCAAUCACAUGUAUCUACUGUCCAGGGCUCAUUCUGUGCUGAGGGUCCUCCCGGGAAUAUGUGGCUCACCAGCGUCCCACCCCAUAGAGAAGGUGGGGGGCCAGCCCUGGCAGCCAGGACUGGAGCAGGAGGAGGCUGACCAGGAGCGUGGGGGGUGGGGGAGGGAGAGAGGGACCCCACUGUGCUGCCCCAGCGCAAGGAACACUGGUCUCUCCGAUUCCUGGCCUUCCACGAGGCGGGACGCCCCUCCUCCUUCUCUGGGCUCCACCACCGCGGGGUGGUGGAUACGGUGGGGGCUUCCACCUCAGGACCUCGGGAGCCGCAUAUGUGGCACACAGUGGGCCUCGUCGACAGCUGCUCAUGAGCAAACAGACCCAACCCCUUCUGGUGGCAAAGACGCAGACACACAAGCACACACAGACAGCGACGGGACAGAAAGGAACCUUCCCCAGGGUUUCCCAGACACACCCAGAUGUCUACCUCAGCUCUGCCCCAAGUCAGAGGAUUGCAGCAAUUCUUACCAGGAAGAGUGAUGGCGAAGCCACGUCAUCAACUCUGACCCUUUCGUUUUCAUUUCUGGGUUCUGACAACAGCCCCAGCUCCACCCCUUAAAGCAAGUGGCCGAAAAAUGGACAGCGUACAGUCACUCUGGGCAAAGAGGCCACCCCAGGGGGGCACGGGGGACAGAGGGCCCCACCCUGGGAGGAGAGCACUGUCCCCUGUCCAAGGGCAGGUGCAGCCACCCCCCACCUCCCUUCCCCCCACCCUCUGUCUGCCCCCAGCUUGGCCCCUUUGCCUGGAGAGAUCCUUUGGCUGUUUUGAUCACUUGCUUCUAGGAUGAGGAGGGCAGGGCUGUUGUCAGAGCCCAGAAUCCAAGCCAGAGGAGCAGGUGGACACUGAGGCUGUCCCUUCACCCUGCUCCGUGGACAGUGUUGAAGUGGACAUCUGGGUGUGUCUGGGGUAUCCCAAGUAAGGGUCUUUUGUCAUGUCACUCUGUUGGGGGCGGUGCACAGGGGCAGGGAGUCCUUUCUAUCCCGAGCUCCUCAGACUCCCGGUUUCCCUGGGUCUCAUCUCAGAGCUUUGCCUAUGACCUGGGAGCCCUGUGGGUCCAGGGGAGGGGACUGGACACAGCCCCAUGAGACUGCUGAGACCUGGGCUAGGAACCGGCAGCCUGUGGUUCCUCUGGGCUGUAGGGGUCAGGGCCCUACAGUGGUGGCAGAGCCGGGACCUCGUACACAGCAGCAUGGACUCCAGACCUGAGCAGGACCUCUCUUCUCGUCCCAGGGUGACACGAGCUGAGUGGCCCAGCAAUCAGGGACCGCUUCAGGGUCCCUCUGCCCUGGUCUGUCCCUCUCACCCAGUCUGGACCCCUGUGGGGCACUUACCCUGUCCCCAGUUUUCCUUACAGGGGACCUGGGCAAAUCCCAGGGAAGCUUGCGCCUGUUAAGGAGGCCGUUCUCCUGCCUCCCGCUUGGGGAUCCAGCUUCUUCUCCCCUUGGAACUUCCCCAGCCUCCUGUGGAAACUCCAGCAAGACCUGGUACACUGAUGCAUAGGAGGAUGCAGGACCUGCUCAUCUCCCAUCUCCACAGCCAGAGAAGACGCAGGACGCUAACAGGCAGCCCAGGAUGCAGCAGGUACCAGGGAGCCUGGACCGGGCACAUCCUGCACCGGCCGCAUGGGAGGACAUAGGGGUGGCUACCCUUGAGCCUGCUCCCUGGGGUGCUGAGUGUUAUUCAGGGCCUUUCUCCAGGGUGUGGAUACCUGUCCUCUCACCUGCCCCCUGGUCUCCUGCCUUCCAGAUUCCUGCGGCCCAAAGGGAGAAAAGUGGGGCUGGGUCUACAUCCCCAUUGUCACUCCACAGCGUCCGGUGGGUCAACUGUCAGAGUGGGCACAUCAAAACCAAAGCUUGCCCAAAGGCAUGGCAGAGAACUUCCUUGUUCUGAUGCUGACGUGGGUGGCAUGCGUGGCCUGAGUUGGAGAAGGGGUGGGGCAGGGUAUCACUGACUCAGCAGCUUCCACGUCACUUUGAUGAUAUAUUAAGGUGCUUGAAUCCUAAGAGAAUGUUGGUGAAGAUCUCAACAUCACUCCUUGAGCAAGUAGCAGGAGCAGGAGGACAUAGACCAGGAACCGAUAAGAGACAAGCACGUGGACGGCAGCCCAGCAUCCAGGCUCAGACACUUGAUGGAUCCAUGCACAUUCACUUCCAACUUUAACAAUGGCAUUGGACGCCACCAGACCUACUUGUGCUACGAGGUGGAGCGCCUGGACAAUGGCACCUGGGUCCCGAUGGACGAGCACAGGGGCUUUCUACGCAACAAGCCUAAGAAUCUUCUCCAUGGCGUUGACGGCUGCCACGCAGAGCUGUGCUUCCUGGGCCAGGUUCCUUCUUGGCAGUUGGACCCGGCCCAGAUGCACAGGGUCACUUGGUUCAUCUCCUGGAGCCCCUGCUUCAGCUGGGGCUGUGCCGAGCAAGUGCGUGCGUUCCUUCAGGAGAACACACACGUGAGACUGCGCAUCUUCGCUGCCCGCAUCUAUGAUUACGACCCCUUGUAUCAGGAGGCACUGCGAACGCUGCGGGAUGCUGGGGCCCAAGUCUUCAUCAUGACCUACGAGGAAUUUAAGCACUGCUGGGACACCUUUGUGGACCGCCAGGGACGUCCCUUCCAGCCCUGGGAUGGACUAGAUGAGCACAGCCAAGCCCUGAGUGGGAGGCUUCGGGCCAUUCUCCAGAAUCAGGGAACCUGAAGGAUGGGCCUCAGUCUCUAAGGAAGGCAGAGACCUGGGUUGAGCCGUAGAAUAGAAGAUCCUCUUCCAAGAAAUGCAAACAGGCUGUUCACCACCAUCUCCAGCCGCUCACAGACACCAGCAAAGCAAGGCGCUCCUGACAAAUAGAUUUUUUAAAAAUCAGAGUGAAUUAAUUUUAAUUGAAAAUUUGUCUUAUGUUCCAAGUAUACAAUAAUAAGAUUAUGCUUAAUAUUCUCAGAAUAGUUUUCAAUUUAUUAAUGAAAUGAUUAAUUGGCUUCAUAUCUAAACUAAUAAAACAUUAAGAAUCUUCCAUUAUCGCUU